Molecule: messenger RNA, 4381 nt
Organism: Cuscuta campestris
Lineage: Eukaryota; Viridiplantae; Streptophyta; Magnoliopsida; Solanales; Convolvulaceae
Source: the annotation of a GenBank genome assembly
AGUCUGACCGGUCAAGUAAUUUACACCAUCAUUUUUGGCGCCGACCGUGGGACCGUUAAGGUUUCUUCUCUUCUAAACACAAACCUACCCACAAAAACACCACUCAAAAUGUCUUCCAGCCAGCAAAUCAACGCUACUUCCACUCAGGUGCAAGCCACCAAUGAGGGCACCAGCAUCCCUGUGGCUGCUACCCUGCCGGUCAUUUCUGCCCCAGUGUUGCCUUUGGGUCUGAGCUCUAUCCCAACGCCUAGUGUGAUCAGCCCAUUCACGACCCCCGUCCCUUCCGCUGGACCGAGGGUCACGUUCCCACCAAGCAUGACUCAGUUCAUGAAUGACCCAGCCAACCUACAGGCCAUCCAGGGCUUUGGCAAGGUCAUGGCCAUGUGCCAACAGAAAGGGGGAAUGCCUUUUCUCCCUGGUAUGUUCCCGUUCGCUCUUCCAGGCAUGGGAUCCAUGCCCCUACAAGCUCCAAUGGUAGUGACGCCGUUCCAGAUGCCGAUGCCGCAGCCAUCACCUUUCCAACCGCAGCUGGUCAGUACCAUGGCCCGUGUCAACUUGACUGGCGCACUUAACGCUGCCGGGCCGUCGCGUCCCUCGCAAGGCGAUGUGCGGGAGGCCGAGCCUACCCGCACCCGGCGCUCCCGGUCUAACCGGAAUGAGCGAGCAAGGACGAGGGCCUCUUGUCAGGAAGAGGAAGCAGAGAGCCAGCCUAGGUUACCGGUGGCGAACCGGUUGACCGUCCCAAAUGACCGCGUCCAGCAGAUGGAGGCAAAACUAGAGAGGCUGGAAAAGAAGGUCGGAGAGAAGAAUGACCGGGACAAACCCCUGGCAGGGUCCCCGUUCACCACAAGAGUCCAUCUGACACCUUUCCCGCAAAAGGUCAAGAUCGACGCCCCUAGAUUCACCGGGAAGGAAGAUCCGGAAAUCCAUCUAGACUCCUUCAACCAGAGUGCGACCAUGAACGGUUGCACCGAUGAAGAAAAGUGCCUUCUUUUCUUCCAGACCUUGCGAAACCGAGCCACUGAAUGGUUCAAUAAGCUUCGCCCGGGAAGCAUUGAUUCGUUUAGUGAUUUGGCCUCAAAGUUCAAGGCCAUGUUCCAGGAGAAUUGUACUAAGAGGAAGAAAUUCACCUAUCUUAGUACAGCCGGGCAGAGAAAGUCUGAGAACCUUACUCAGUUCCUUACCCGGUGGAAGGAAGAGGUAGACAAGGUGGAAGAGAUGGAUGACAAGACCGUCUUAUCCCUCCUCUUGAAUGGCUUGCGUGCCGGGGAACUAUACAAGGAGUUCUGCUGGAAACCCCCGGCCACGUACCAAGAGGCCUACCACACUGCAUGGGAGUUUGCUGAGGCUGAAACCCAACUCCGAGCAAAGAAAGAAGCUGAGCAUGGUUACAAGCCCAAGCCGGUGCAAGUCAAGAAGGAAGAAGCCCCAGGACCUAGCCGGCCAAGACACCACUAUGACCCGGUUGUCCGUGUGGUCAAUACAGAAGAAUGCCAAGAAAUCCGGAAAGCACCAGUCAUUCUUCCGGAAAACCCUACCGGUCAAACAGGGCGGCAGUGGUCGGGCACCUAUUGUUCGUACCACAGGUCAGAUUCUCAUAACACCUCUGAAUGCAAAAGUGUUAAGGGGGUCAUCCGGCAGAUGAUAGACAGUGGAGAGCUGGGCAAGGAUUACUUGCAGAAAGCCCAGGAGAAGAGUCAUCAAUGGGUUAGGCCAGCUGCCCCGGGAGAUGACCGGGACAAUGACCGGCGGAGGAAUAGCCGGCCCAGGGAGCGGCAACCUGCUCCUGAAAAAGAGUACAUCGGCAUGAUCUUCGGCGGACCUGAGGGUGGAGAUUCAGCCGCGCAGCGGAAGAACUUGGUCCGGAGCAUUUACGUUGGUGAGGUAAGUGCUGAACCGCCCAGGCGUAAGCAUACUAUAAGGGAGCCGAUCGCCUUUACUGACCGAGAUCUCCCUCCUACCGGUGAAGAUCACAAUGAUCCAUUGGUCAUCACCAUGGACAUUAAUGGGGUGGAUAUCGCCCGGGUACUUGUUGACACCGGUAGUAGUGUCAACAUCUUAUACCUGGAGACUUUCCAAAAACUCAGGUUGUGUCGGACACAACUUGAACCCCUCAAAACUCCUCUCUCAGGCUUCACGGGGGACACCGUUGAAGCUGAAGGAUCCAUAGUUCUACCGGUCGAACUAGGAUCAGGUGAGAAGACCGUGUGGAAGAAGAUGUGGUUCAUCGUUGUGGACAUUAAAUGCGUCCACAACGCGAUCCUUGGGAGACCUGAAAGGCGACCAGAGGAAUGCCCGGAGUGCUAUGCCCGGGCAGUCAAGAAGAUGACCAAGGGGGUCAAUGUCAUCUCCCAAGAAAUCACAAAGGGAGAGACCCGGGAGAAAUUGGAGCCCGAGGCCGAGACGGUGGAAAUCGAACUUCACCCGGGUGAUUCUUUGAGGAUGGUCAAAAUUGGAGCAAACCUCCCCGAGGGUCUCAAGGCAGAGAUUACGCGGGUCCUCCAAGAAUACGCGGGCAUAUUCGCAUGGAGCGUGGCGGAUAUGCCCGGAAUAGAUCGCUCUAUUAUCUGCCACCGGUUGGCCGUAAGUGAAGGAAGUCGACCGGUACGUCAGAAGAAGCGAUACCUGGCCAGUGACCAGCGAGACUUCGUCAAGAAGGAAGUGAAGGACCUCCUCAGUGUUGACCUACCGGUCAACAAGCCCACUGAGCAAUGGUGGGAGAUGGCAGUUGAUGGGGCAUCUGGUCCUAGAGGAUAUGGGGGUGGUAUCGUUUUCACCACCCCAGAAGGGUUCAAGAUCUACCAUGCAAUCGUCUUCAACUUCAAGCUGACAAACAAUGAGGCAGAAUACGAAGCUCUGACUGGAGCGCUCAGACUUGCCCAAGCCCUGAAAAUCAGCCAGGUUAGUAUCAAAUCUGACUCUAGCCUGAUCGUUGGGCAAGUGACCGGCAACAUGGAGGCAAGAGAAGGACGCAUGGCACAAUAUAAGGACCUUGUACUUGCCCUGUUGAAAGGUUUCGAAGAGUUCAAGAUCGCCCAAAUUCCCCGGGCGGAGAACGCAGACGCAGACCUUCUCUCCAAGUUGACGCAGUAUGCUCCCGAACAUGUUUCGAAACUUGCCUGGGUGGAAAUCCUGGACCGUGCAAGCAUCGAGAGACUGGAAGUCGCCGCUAUAAUGGCCGGAAGCCAAUCUGACCGGUCAAACCUGGUCGGGGCGGACGAUCAUUGGAUGUAUGAUCUGAUGGAAUAUUUGAUUGAUGGGAGCUUGCCAGAACAAGAUGACCGGGCAAGAAAAGUGAAGCUCAGGGCACCCCGAUUCCAGGUUCUUGAUGGAAGGCUGUAUAAAAGGGCAUUUGGGGGGCCACUCCUGAGAUGUCUGACCAACCGGGAGGCUGAGCGAGUCAUAGCGGAUGUCCACGAAGGCGUAUGCGCGGCGCAUCAAAUGUCCCGUACACUUUCCCAGCGCAUCAUCUUAUUGGGGUAUUACUGGCCAACAAUUGUCCAGGAUUGUGAAAGAAAUCCAAGGUUCACCGAAUACUUGGAGGGCUUCGGGAUUAAGCACAAUCGCUCUUCGGUGGCGUACCCCCAAGGAAAUGGCCAAGUCGAAAACGCCAACAGGACAAUUGUGGAUGGUCUGAAGAAAGGGCUAGGAGAGGUAGGGAACAAGUGGCUGGAAGAGCUCCCACACAUCGUAUGGGCGUUCCGAGUAACACCCAGGAGGGCUCACGGGGAAACUCCAUUCUCCCUAACCUAUGGGUGUGAAGCAAGGCUGCCCAUCGAAGCUGAAUUCCCAACGUUCCGGGAAUCAAAUUAUCAACCCCAACAAAAUGAAGACGACCACCUAGCCGAGCUCAACUUGGUCGAGGAACGAAGGAUGGCAGCAGAGGUGAGAAUGAGUACAUACCAACAAGUUGUGAAGAAGUACCAUGACAACAAGGUUGGGCCGCGGUACUUCCAAGUUGGAGAUGAAGUCCUACGAAGAAGAGAAGUGAGUAGACCUGGAGAUGGAGGAAAGCUGGCAAAAAACUGGGAAGGCCCAUACAGGGUUAGGGCCAUCGUUCGCCUAGGAACCUACCGGCUAGAAACUUUAGGUGGUGUACCGGUAGAAAGAACUUGGAAUUCCCAUCAUCUUCGCAAGUUCUACAAAUGAUUGUAAUACUAGGCUAGGCCUACUUUUAUUAUCAAUCGAAUUGAUGACAUUCUGCAUCCUACAUGGCAGCAGCAAAAAAUUGAUAAGUCGAACCUAUCCAUAUCGGAUCCACUCGGAUAAGCCAACUGAGACACAAGCUCGGACCUGGCACGUUGGUUACUACACCGGUCUUGCUCAGUACAAGAGAAAAAUAUUAAAACCUGGAAGAGGGGCCCGGAAGAGGGUAUGCCUG